Molecule: messenger RNA, 1269 nt
Organism: Etheostoma spectabile (orangethroat darter)
Lineage: Eukaryota; Metazoa; Chordata; Actinopteri; Perciformes; Percidae
Gene: smim22
Product: small integral membrane protein 22
Exons: 4
Coding region: 270-506 (78 amino acids)
Biological process (GO): regulation of cell population proliferation
Source: RefSeq, a predicted model, not a curated record
AAAACUGACAAAAGUACAAGUAGUGUAACUCAACAUUUGGACUCAAGCACAGUAGCCUACUGAAGUAAAUGUAGGCUUCUGGUACAUUCCACCAGUGUAUAUUGUGCUGCCAGUCUUAUGAUAAUUAACAGACACUAGUUUGGUUUUAACUGCGACACGAGGCUGCAGGUGUGUCCCGGUGUGUCCCGGUCCCCCCUCCCGUAGAGCCAGAGCAGCGGAGCCGGAAGGGGAGGCUAAAAGCCGCCGCCCCGUCUCCAGCAGACUAAGCGAUGGAUCAGACAGGCCUGCAGCAGUUCCAGGUUCAGGUCAGCCAUGUGGUCUCCAGGGUGCAGUUCUUCCAGUCGGACUGGGACAUCGCCUCCUUUGCAGUCUUCUUCAUCUUCAUAGGGAUGGUUCUGCUGCUGUUCAUCCUGGUCCUCAUUCGCUGUUGCUGCUGCUGCUGCUGUGAUGAUGAGAGGCCUCGCAGACGGAAGGUCGGCAUAGAGAACAUGGCCCUGGAGCCCUGACACAUGGAGGGGGGGGGGCUGCUUCGACUCGUGUGCCAAAGCUUUGACUCGACUGGCGCCAGUCUGUCACCAAACGUAGUAUGAAUAUAGGGCUGCACAAUUAAUCAAAAUAUAUAUAUAUAUUUUUUUAGAUUAUUUUUUGGCCUUUUUACUUGAUAGGAUAGCAAGGGGAGAAAGGGGAGGGGGGGGGGACAUGCAGGAAAUCAUAACAGGUCGGAUUCAAACCCUGGACCUCUGCUUGGAGGCAUAAACCUCUAAGACAUAUGUGCGCCUGCUCUACCCACUGAUGCAUUUAUUGCAAUUUCAUCAAAAUCGCAAUAUGAACUAGUCCAAUAUCCAAAAUGUGUGUGUGAAAAAUGUGUGUCUAACUCUUCUGAUUGAAGUAUUGUGUUGUGCCCACACAUCCUCUCUUACAGACAAAUCUUUAUUUGGUACAGAUCCUCGCCAAAAAAAAUCUUAACUUUUUUAUAAUUAUUUGCUCAUUUUUUAUGUUUUUCAAUGAAAACGAGAAUAAUAAAUCAAAAAUCAUCCCUGUCAAUAUCGUGAAUCAUAUCGCAAUAUCAGUCAAAAUAAUGGUGUUCUUUUCCCAUGGUGCCACCCUGGUACGGAAAUCUAACUGUCGCUGCUGUGUUGCUAGGAUACCACCGAGCAGCUGUCUUGUGUUUUUAUGCCUGUGUAAAUUCAUAAAUCACCUUCUUGUGUGUUGAAAGAAUGUUGGCUUCAGUUUGAAGGUUUUAUUUGGUAACACAUCCAUAAAAGCCAU